AUGGCUUCUCAUGAUACAGCCCUUCAUCCUACCAUCCAAGAGGAUAAGACAUCUGGGCAAUGCAGGAAAAGUAGAAGCUCAAACAAUUCUGGUAGGCUUAGUAAGAGCUCCAACAACAGUCAAGACAGUAAUGGUAGCAAAAGUUCCAGCCAGUCCGGAAGUGCUCAGUUUAGCUAUUCUAAUGACUUUCGGGAUAAUGCUUCAAGAACAGCUGUCAAUGGCAGUAAGGACAGCAUUUGUUCAGAAGAGAACAGCUGUGGAACUUCUCAGAAGUACUAUCACGAAGACUUUCUCUCAGGUUCCUCUAAAACCUCCCUGAGUGAAGAGAGUGGCAGCUGCACCAUCCCACUGCCCCAGACACCAGAAACUAAAGAGUGGAACUUACCAGAAAAGAAAAAGAAAAAUGAUCCCCAUACAAAAGUUAUAUGUCAUCUUGGGUUUUUUUUUAAUGCAGGAGGCAAAACAUUGCCUAAAAAGAAACCUCCGCAGAAGACCACAUUUAUUACCAACCAUACCUUCAAUGCUCAAGAGAAAAAUAAUAUGGCUUACCGUCUAUUGUCAGCAAGAGACCAUAAAAUUAAAGAACUAAAAAACGAAGCGGCUGUUCUGCAGAAUAAAUUGAAGACCUUUACUACGGAAAAUAAAAUCUUGAAGCGUCUUCAGUCUCGACAUUUAAAAGCAAUCAGUAAAUAUGAAAAUGCCGAGAUUAACCUGCCUGAUCUUUUGGCCACGCGGUCUAGUGAAGUGCAGACUAUGAGAGCACAUCUCAGGACAUCUCAGGAAGAAGAGCGCAGGGCUUCCAAGAAGCUGAGAGACGUUCAGGCACAAUUCUUGAAAACAACGGACUCCUUGCGGGCAUUGCAAAAACUUUCUGGGGACAAGAAACUUGAAGAGAGAGAACAACUUCAGUUUAAAUUAACAUCACUUACUCAAAAAUUGGAAGCUUGUGAUAAGAAAACCCAGGAUUUGGAAAAGCAGCUGUCAUCCAACACUGUUUCCUUUCGUCAUCAAUUAUCAGUUGAGAAAAAAAAGAUCAUUGAAGCUCAGUCAAUCAGGGCAAAUUUACAAGUAGAAGUCAAGUCGCUGAAGCUAAAACUCCAGGAAAAACAACGAGAACUAAGCAUUACAAAUAUUUAUGCACACCGGAUGCAUAAAGGUCAGCCAGAGAAAGGUGAUUCAAGUUCUUCUCCAAAAGUUGUUAAAGUCAACAAAGCAAUUCAAGUAAACAUCAGCCUAAAUGCCAGGAAGCUUCAGAAACCUGAACCUGAAGAAAUGAAAGCCAACAUAGGGGUGGAAGAAUUUUUUAACAUGGCUGAAAAUGUUACACCCGAAACAGAAGUUCAUCUCUGUGAAAAAUUACCAGUGCACAUUUCAAACCAGACAUUCAUGGGAUUACAAAGUGAAGAGACCUGCCCAAGGGUAGAAAAAAAUAUCCACCCUGAAAAUACAGAAAGACAGAAGAACAGGAGAGAAAGGCAAGGGUUGGACCUAUUGAAAGAAGAGUUUGAGAAGUUACAGACAGAGCCAUCAUUUCUUCUUACACCAUGUGUUCAGCCAAAAGAAAACAAUUUGGAAGAUGUUACGGUUGAAAAACAGGAGAACAAAGACGAGGCAAAAGAAGCUGUUUGUCACAAAUUAACAAGGCAUAGAACAACAUCUACCUUUAAGAAACAGUAUGUAUUUUCAGAGGCCAUUCAAAAUUUACAUCAGGGAUAUCCUUCAACAGGUCCUUUAGUCAACCCAAAGAGACCAUCUAGUAGAAGAUCAAGGAAUUGGCAACAGGGUGAAACAGGCGACUUUGUAGAAGAUUCUGUCUCCAGUUAUGAACCCUCAUUUGCCAAAUUUCCCAAGGAAAGACAAAAAGACAACCCUUCAACGCUCAGCGAAGAAAACAGUCCCAAGAUACCGCCAGAAAAGAAAAGACUUCUUUUGGAAAAACUGUUUGGUCCAAAUCGCAUCUUAAAUACAAAAUGAUGGCUUGCAUUGUGUGAUUCCAGUCAAGCUCAGAGAACUUGUACAUAUUAGAUAGUAGAUAGUGGAUAGUAGAUAUUAGCUAGUAUUAGAACUAAGCGAUUUUAGAUAGUAGUAUUAGAACUAGGGCAUAUUAGAUACUAGAUAUAGCACAGUAUUAGAACUAGGGCAUAUUAGAUAGUAUAUAGUGGAUAGUAUUAUAACUAGGCAAUAUUAGACAAUAGAUAUUGUAUUAGAACUAGGAUAUAUUAGGUAGUAGAUAUUAGAUAGUACUGUAUGAGAACUAGGAGAAACUAGUAGUUUCUGUCGUUACUAUUGUAAUAAGCAUCACAAAAAAACCCCUCUAUUUUGUGAACAUUUUGCAGUUUUUAUAAAACAUAAAUGUUAAAGGAAUUUUGAAAAAGGAUAUUGUAUGACUUAUGCUUAUAAAUUUCUACUUCUAAAUAAGAUUUCCUUAAAGCCCCUUUCUUUCCUACUUGAAACGAAUAAAGGAGAAUAUUUCUUUAUAUUUAGUGGUGCUGUUUCAC
Notechis scutatus (mainland tiger snake) is the source of this 2498-nucleotide messenger RNA. The record is from RefSeq and is a predicted model, not a curated record. NCBI's taxonomy places the organism in Eukaryota, Metazoa, Chordata, Lepidosauria, Squamata, Elapidae.